Plasmodium vinckei vinckei is the source of this 795-nucleotide messenger RNA. Its product is annotated as pre-mRNA-splicing factor CWC15, putative. The record is from RefSeq and is a predicted model, not a curated record. The coding region runs from base 1 to 795 and encodes 264 amino acids. Gene Ontology annotation, molecular function: RNA binding. Gene Ontology annotation, biological process: mRNA cis splicing, via spliceosome. The transcript is spliced from 2 exons. NCBI's taxonomy places the organism in Eukaryota, Apicomplexa, Aconoidasida, Haemosporida, Plasmodiidae. Gene Ontology annotation, cellular component: catalytic step 2 spliceosome.
AUGACAACAGCACAUAGACCUACAUGGUAUAAUGCCAUUGGUGGGGAAAAUCAAGGUGGUAAUAGGAAAGUUGGGCAAACUGCAAAAGUUUGCAGCAGGGACUUGCCUGGACAUACAAAAAUGAAAAUGAGAGAUUUGAGUGACUAUACAGAAGACAAAGAAAUAAUCAAAAAUAAUUUAAUUGAAUUAGAAAAUAAAUAUAGUGGACGAGAAGGAAAUAAUAAUAAUGAUGCGAAUAAACUACUAGCCAUUGAAAAUAUUAAAAAAUUAACAAAUUGUGAUUAUACUAAUCCCUUUCCAGAGGAUGAAGAUGAUGAAAUUCAAGAUGAUUGGAAAGGGCACAAAAUGAAGAAAAAAAAAAAAGGAAAAAAUAAUAAUUAUCAUGAACAAAGUGAUAAUAUAUCUGACGAUAAUAGUAGCAUGGAAGAUAGUGAUACAAACAGUGAUGACGAUGAUGAAAGUGAUGAAAUGGAUGAUGAGUCUGAUGAAGAAGAAAAGGAACUAAUGAGAGAGCUUGAAAAUUUAAAAAGGGAAAAAUUAGAAAAAUUGAAAAGAGAAAAAGAAGAAGAAGAACUUAUGAAAAAUAAAAAAAAUAAUGUUCUUACAAAUAAUCCUCUUAUAAAUUUAGAAGAUAGUGAUAAUGAAGAAUUUGAAAAACAACAAAAAAAAAGAAAAUGGACUGAUGAAGCUAUAUUUAGAAAUACUUGCGAAAAAAAAACUAAAACAAAUACAUUUAUAAAUGAUACAGUGCGCACAGAAUUUCAUAAAAAAUUCUUAUUUAAAUAUAUUCACUAG